Molecule: messenger RNA, 1491 nt
Organism: Fusarium keratoplasticum
Lineage: Eukaryota; Fungi; Ascomycota; Sordariomycetes; Hypocreales; Nectriaceae
Product: MFS domain-containing protein
Exons: 4
Coding region: 1-1491 (496 amino acids)
Biological process (GO): transmembrane transport
Cellular component (GO): membrane
Molecular function (GO): transmembrane transporter activity
Source: RefSeq, a predicted model, not a curated record
AUGAAAGACAAAUCGCCAGGCAGCGCCGCAGCAAGCGUCCAGAUUGCUGAACGCCCCGACAAUGUGAACCUUUCCGACAAGGCCGGCUCAGUUGAGAAUGCGGGCUGGAGCGAGGCAGACACAAAGAAGUUGAUCCGCAAGAUUGACUGGGUCAUCAUACCUUUUGUGGCUCUGCUCUAUCUCCUGUCCUUCCUCGACCGCACCAACAUUGGCAACGCUCGACUCGACACGCUCGAGGCCGACCUUGGCAUGUCGGGCCUCAUGUACAACAAUGCCCUGGCCGUCUUCUUCCCUUUCUACGUUGUGGCCGAGAUCCCAUCCAACAUGGCCAUGAAGAGGUUCAGGCCAUGGAUCUGGAUCCCCUCGAUGAUGGUUGCGUGGGGCAUUUGCUGCACCCUGAUGGGAAUUGUUCAGAGCUACCCGGGUCUGCUCGUUGCACGAAGCUUCCUCGGUCUGACUGAAGGUGGCUUGUUUCCUGGAAUUGCCUACUACAUCACAAUGUGGUAUCGACGCCACGAAUGCGGCUUCCGCAUGGCAAUCUUCUUCUCUGCAGCCACAGCUGCAGGUGCGUUUGGCGGUCUGCUAGCUCGCGGCAUCAUGGAGAUGCGUGGUGUCGCAGGGCUCUCUGGCUGGCAGUGGAUCUUCAUCCUAGAGGGACUUCUCACAGUUCUGGUUGCCCUGGCUUCUUUCAAGUUCAUGGCCGACUACCCCGAACGAGCAAAGUUCAUAACCGAGGAAGAGCGAAAGCACAUCCAGGAACGCCUGAGGCUUGACCGAUCGUCACUAGCGGAUGAGUUUGACACAAAGUAUGUCUGGGACGCUCUCCGUGAUUGGAAGAUCUGGAUCCACAUGUUCAUGGCCACUGGAACCUUUACUGGAGUCUACUCUUACUCUUUGUUCCUGCCGACAAUCGUUCGCGAUCUUGGAUAUUCCAACACGACAGCUCAGCUUAUGAGCACUCCUCCAUACAUCGUGGCAUGCGCUGUCUGUGUUGGAGCUGGUUGGUGGGCCGACAAGGUGCAGCAACGAGGCAUCUUCAUGAUUGUCUUUAUUGCUAUGGCCGGAGUUGGGCUUAUUUUACUCAUGGCGGUCCAACACGCCGGAGUCCGAUACUUUGGCUGCUUUCUUCUCGCCUCGGGUCUUUUCCCCAGCGUGCCUCAGGGAAUUGCCUGGAACAGCAACAACAUCGGCGGUGCCCUCAAGCGAGGUGUUGGAAUCGCCAUGAACGUGAGCUGUGGUAACCUCGGAGGUGUUGUUGCAGCAUACCUGUUCCUGAAGAAGGAUGCUCCGAGAUACUUCCCCGGCUUCGGCACGCUCCUGGGCUGCCAGACCAUGGCGUUCAUCCUGGCUGUGGGCAUGACCAUCCACUUGCGCCGCGAGAAUGCUCGGCGAGAUGCAUCGUACAAGCCACCGAGUGAGUACACUGAGGAGGAGAAGAAUGCUGAGCGGGAGAGGGGCGAUGAUGCAAGCUUUUUCCGGUAUACGAUUUAA